This is a messenger RNA of Scomber japonicus (chub mackerel), 4504 nucleotides long. RefSeq names its product NACHT, LRR and PYD domains-containing protein 12-like. NCBI's taxonomy places the organism in Eukaryota, Metazoa, Chordata, Actinopteri, Scombriformes, Scombridae. Gene Ontology annotation, molecular function: protein binding. The transcript is spliced from 16 exons. The record is from RefSeq and is a predicted model, not a curated record. The coding region runs from base 61 to 4317 and encodes 1418 amino acids.
UUUUUAGCCUGAGUGACAUAGCAUUAUGGAUGUGUUUUGUGUAAAGGCGUAAUCUCUAUAAUGGAUCUGCCUGAGGGGUUAGAUGAGGGUGUCCCUCCCUCCAAAAUAACUGCAUUUGGAGAACAUGACUGCAGGACCAAAGCUCAAAGGCCAGAUCAGCAGACACAGGAGAGACCAGCUUCUCCUGUACCGAGCUGUGUGUCCAUGAAGAGCAACACGUCAAUGGAGCCACCGAUUGGUUUGAAAGGACAUCAUUCUUCUGAAACAGAUCCAGAGCAGCUGCACAGACCAGUCUCUCCUGUAUCCAGCUGUGUGUCCAUGAAGAGCAACAUGUCAAAAGAACCACCAAUUGGUUUGAAAGGACAUCAUUCCUCUGAGACAGAAACCCAGGAGGAGAGACCAGCUUCUCCUGUAUCCAGAUGUUUGUCCAUGAAGAGCAACAUGUCAAUAGAGGCACCUCUUGGUCUUGAAGGACAACAUUCAUCUAAAACAGAUCCAGAGCAGCUGCAAAGACCAGUCUCUCCUGUAACCAGCUGUGUGUCCAUGAAGAGCAACAUGUCAAGAGAACCACCUCUUGGUUUGAAAGGACAUCAUUCUUCUGAAACAGAACUUCAACAGCAGACAUCAGAGGUUCAUAGUGGUCAAUCUGUCCUGGAGAGUCAAACAGACUCUGUAUUUAUGCUGCUUGAGGAGAGCAUUAUCACUUUUGUGAGGAAGGAGCUAAAGAGGAUGCGGAAGGUUCUUAGCUCAGAGUGUUUGGAUGAAGAGAUGAUGGAUGACAAGGAGGAAGAGGAUCUGAGGAACAGCAGAGAUGCAUUUCUAAAAAUCGCACUGCACUUCCUGAGGAUAAUGAAGCAGGAGAAGCUGGCUGACCGUCUGCAGAGCAGUAAGAAGCCUUUUUACAGCUUUAACAUGAUGGUCAUAUUUAUUCGGAAACUCAAAUGUGGUUUGCAGCAGAAGUUUCAGUGUCUGUUUGAGGGCAUCGCUAAAACAGGAAACCCAACACUUCUGAAACAGAUCUUCACAGAGCUCUACAUCACAGAGGGAGGGACUGCAGAGGUCAAUGAUGAACAUGAGGUCAGACAGAUUGAAACAACAUUCAGGAAACCAGCCAGACCAGAGACCAUAAUCAUAUGCGAACACAUCUUUCAACCCUUACCGGGAAGAGAUGAACCGAUCAGAACAGUGAUGACAAAGGGAGUGGCUGGCAUUGGGAAAACAGUCUUAACACAGAAGUUCACUCUGGACUGGGCUGAAGACAAAGCCAACCAGGACAUACACUUCACAUUUCCAUUCACUUUCAGACAACUGAAUCUGCUGAAAGGGAAAAAGUACAGCUUGGUGAAACUCAUUCAUCAUUUCUUCGGUGAGACCAAAGAAGCAGGAAUCUGCAGGUUUGAAGAGUUCCAGGUUGUGUUCAUCUUUGACGGUCUGGAUGAGUGUCGACUUCCUCUGGACUUCCACAACAAUGAGAUCCUGACUGAUGUUACAGAGUCCACCUCAGUGGAUGUGCUGCUGACAAACCUCAUCAGGGGAAAACUGCUUCCCUCUGCUCGCCUCUGGAUAACCACACGACCUGCAGCAGCCAAUCAGAUCCCUCCUGAGUUUGUCGGCAUGGUGACAGAGGUCAGAGGGUUCACCGACCCACAGAAGGAGGAGUACUUCAGGAAGAGAUUCAGAGAAGAGGAGCAUGCCAGCACCAUCAUCUCCCACAUCAAGACAUCACGAAGCCUCCACAUAAUGUGCCACAUCCCAAUCUUCUGCUGGAUCACUGCUACAGUUCUGGAGGAUGUGUUGAAAAGCAGAGAGGGAGGAGAGCUACCCAAGACCCUGACUGAGAUGUACAUCCACUUCUUGUUGGUGCAAGCCAAAAUGUGGAACGACAAGUAUUACGUUGGAGCUGAGACAGAUCCACACUGGAACCCAGGGAGCAGGAACAUGAUUUUGUCUCUGGGAAAACUGGCUUUUGAGCAGCUGCAGAAAGGCAACUUGAUCUUCUAUGAAUCAGACCUGAAAGAGUGUGGCAUUGACAUCACAGCAGCCUCGGUGUACUCAGGAGUGUUCACACAGAUAUUCAAAGAGGAGAAAGGGCUGUACCAAGAGAAGGUGUUCUGCUUCGUCCAUCUGAGCAUUCAGGAGUUUCUGGCUGCUCUUUACGUCUUUCUGACCUUCACCGACUCUGGUAUCAAUCUCUUGUCCCAGUCGAAACCCUGGUGGUCCAAAAUAUUAAAAGACAAGCUUAAACUAUCAUAUCUCUUCCAAAGUGCUGUGAACAUGGCUUUGCAGAGUCCAAAUGGUCACCUGGAUCUGUUCCUCCGCUUCCUCCUGGGUCUUUCACUGCAGACCAAUCAGACUCUCCUACGCGGCCUGACAACACAGAGAGGAAUUAGUUCACAGAGCAACCAGGAAACAGCCCAGUACAUCAAGAGUGUGAUCAGGACGAAUCUCUCUCCGGAGCGAAGCAUCAAUCUGUUUCACUGUCUGAAUGAACUGAAUGAUCGUUCUCUAGUGGAGGAAAUCCAACAGUACCUGAGUUCAGGAGGUCUCAGCACAGAUAAACUGUCUCCUGCUCAGUGGUCCGCUCUGGUCUUCAUCUUACUGUCAUCAGAGAAGGAGCUGGAUGUGUUUGACCUGAAGAAAUACUCUGCGACUGAGGAGGGUCUUCUGAGGCUGCUGCCAGUGGUCAAAGCCUCCAAUAAGUCUCUGCUGAAUGGUUGCAACCUGUCAGAAAAAAGCGGUGAAGGUCUGGCAUCUGUUCUGAGUUCUGGUAGUCUGAGAGACCUGGAUCUGUGUAACAACAACCUGCAGGACUCUGGAGUGACGCUGCUUUCUGCUGGACUCAAUAAUCCGCAGUGUCGACUGGAAACGCUGAGGUUGAACCAAAACAAUCUCACAGAGAAUUGCUGUCAGGAGUUAGCAUCAGUUCUCAGCAGCAAGUCGUCCAGUUUGAGAGAGCUGGACAUGAGUUACAAUGACCUGCAGGACUCUGGAGUGAAGCUACUUUCUGUCGGACUGGAGAGUCCACACUCUACAGUGAAAACACUCAGGCUGAAUGGCUGUAAUCUAUCAGAGAGAGGUGACGCUCUGGCCUCAGUCCUGAGCUCCGAGUCAUCUAGUCUGAGAGACCUGGACUUGAGUAACAACGAUCUGCAGGAUUCAGGAGUGAAGCUGUUCUCUCUUGGACUGGAGAGUCAACAUUGUAAACUGGAAACUCUGAGGCUCAGCGGCUGUAAGCUAUCAGAAAGAAGCUGCGAAGAUCUGUCGUCAGUUCUCAGCUGUCAGUCCUCAAGUCUGAGAGAGCUUGAUCUGAGUAACAACAACCUGCAGGACCCAGGAGUAAAGCAGCUCUCUGUUGGACUGAAGAGUUCACACUGCACACUGGAGACUCUCAGAUUGAGUCAAACUACACUCACAGAGAAAUGCUGUCAGGAGUUCUCAUCAGUUCUCAGCUCCAAGUCUUCUACUCUCAGAGAGCUGGACCUGAGUAACAAUGACCUGCAGGACUCAGGAGUGAAGACGCUCUCUGCUGGACUUUGGAGUCAAAACUGUAGACUUGAGACUUUCAGGUUGUCAGGCUGUCUGAUCACAGAGGAAGGCUGUGCUUCUCUGGCUUCAGCUCUGAGCUCCAACCCCUCCCAUCUGAGAGUGCUGGACCUGAGCUACAAUCACCCAGGAGACUCGAGUAUAAAUCUACUCUCUUCUGGAUUAGAGGAUCAACGCUGGAGACUGGAAUCACUCAGUGUGGAUCAUGGUGGCGUGCAAUGGCUGAAAUCUGGUCUAAGGAAGUAUUUGUGCGAACUCACAUUGGACCCAAACACAACACACAAAAACGUCGUCCUGUCCGACAACAACAGAAAGGUGACGCUGUCGGCAAUGAAGCAGCCAUAUCCCGAACACCUCGACAGAUUCGACUGGUGCUAUCAGGUGCUGUGCACAACUGGUCUGAGUAGUCGCUGUUACUGGGAGGUGGACUGGGAAACGGGGGUCGACAUUGGUGUGACUUACAGAAGCCUCAGAAGGAGAGGGGCUCGAGAUGGCAGCAGGCUUGGGUGGAAUGAGAAGUCGUGGAGUCUAGAGCUCACUGAUAAAUGUUACUAUGCCUGGCACAAUAACAUCAGAACAACUCUUCUCACGCCUCCCUCCUCUUGCUCUAACAGAGUUGGAGUAUAUCUGGACUGGCCUGCUGGCUCUCUGUCCUACUACAGUGUCUCAUCUGAUUCACUGAGCCACCUGUACACCUUCCACUACGCCUUCACUGAACCCCUCUACCCUGGUUUUGGUUUUCUGUCACUUGAUUCAUCAGUGUCUUUGUGUUAGGACAUGCCAACAUCUGCAUGCUCACAAUGGCAAUGCUAACAUGCUGAUGCUAAGUUAGUAUAAUGGGAGCAGUUAAGAUAUUUCAGUCUGGACCGAUUGAAACAUGGAUAUUGCCAUCCACACAGAGACUUCCCCUAAACAGCCUAGCUUUAGCUGAAUGACAAUGUGUUUUUGACUUUAUCUAAAA